Messenger RNA from Pseudomyrmex gracilis, 1664 nucleotides. RefSeq names its product mitochondrial inner membrane protein OXA1L (gene OXA1L). NCBI's taxonomy places the organism in Eukaryota, Metazoa, Arthropoda, Insecta, Hymenoptera, Formicidae. The record is from RefSeq and is a predicted model, not a curated record. Gene Ontology annotation, biological process: protein insertion into mitochondrial inner membrane from matrix; mitochondrial respiratory chain complex IV assembly. Gene Ontology annotation, cellular component: mitochondrial inner membrane. Bases 140 to 1435 code for a protein of 431 amino acids. Gene Ontology annotation, molecular function: membrane insertase activity. The transcript has 8 exons.
UCCUCCCGAAUUUUCUGCCGGUGAUUGCAUGUCCGUUGCCGAUCGCCGAGUAGAACAGUUUCUGCUGGUUAAAAACGUCGAGAAACCAAGAUAUUUCGCAUGUUAGGAAUAAUUGACAGUUCGAUAAAAGUAUACUAAAAUGUUUGCGCGUACGUCGACGAUCGUUUGGCGGCAAACGCUGUUGAGGACAAAUAUAAUGUUGCACAAGGAAAUGACUGCAUGCAGACACAUUCAUGUGAUUGCUCGAAUAAAAUCUCCCAAGAACAGUUCUUCGCUAGAUUUUUACAAAAAUUGUAGAGUUAUAGGAAUUCCCUCACUCCGCUAUGCUAGCACUGAUAAAACAGUAUCGUCAUCAUCAGAAUUACCUCCAUCAUCAUCAUCAUCACCACCACCACCAGUAUCAGCAUCACAGAGCAGUCCAUAUGACGAGAUUCCAGAUCCACCAGCACCACUAACGGAAAUAAUAACAGAACCAGUGGUAGCGGUUCAUCCAAAUGGGGAAGUUACUUUUGAGAGCAUAGGGCUAGGUGGUUACAGUCCAGUAGGACUCAUAGAGAGUUUCAUGGAAUUUGCACACAUAAAUUAUAAUCUUCCAUGGUGGGGAACAAUUAUUCUAGGUACUGUUUGUGUAAGGUUAUUAUUAUUUCCCUUGGUGAUAACGUCGCAAAAGAACAUGAUCAAAUUGUCCAACCACAUGCCAACAAUACAAGAACUGCAAACGAAAAUGACCGAAGCUCGACAAUGUGGCGAUCAUUACGAAAGUGCGAAGGCUGCAACAGAGUUGAUGAAAUUUAUGCAGACUAACAACAUCAGUGUUAUGAAGAAUUUUUUAGUGCCGUUAGUUCAGGCGCCAAUUUUCAUCUCCUUUUUUAUGGCUUUGAGAACAAUGGCAAACACGCCUGUGGAGAGCUUGAAAACGGGUGGUUUUCUGUGGCUAAACGAUCUGACUAUUCACGAUCCUUAUUACAUAAUGCCGCUAAUUACCACUGUCACAAUGUACAUUACGAUCGAGCUCGGCACGGACGGUACAAAUCUCAAAGCAAUGGGCCUGUUUCGAUACGUCUUACGUGCUCUGCCGUUUAUCAUAUUGCCGUUCACGAUACACUUUCCCGGUGCUAUUUUGCUGUACUGGGCUUCAACGAACACAAUUUCCUUAAUGCAAACUGGUCUACUAAAGAUACCGCAUGUAAGAAAAGCUCUUAACAUGCCCACGAUAGUACGACGUGUCGAACCAGUCCGUAGCAACAAGAAUUUCAGGGAAGAAGUAAGAGAAGCUUGGACAAACAUGAAAAUAUCUAAACAAUUAUCCGAUAGAGAACGAGCGGACGCGGUGCAGUUCAGCACCGCUGGUAAAACCCCCGUGAUGAAGACAUUCAAGUACGAUCCGACGAAACAAACGAAGCAGCCAAAAACCGUUCUGACGAAGAGUAGAUAAUUUUUUGUUUAUAAAUGUGUAUAUGUAUUUUUUACAUAACGCGUAACACACAGUAAAACAAUUUAUAAUUGUAAUUUAUAGUUGCAAAUAAAAAAAAAGUCCAAUAUUAUUUAACACACAAGUAAUCUUUCGUAAUAACGUAAAUAUAUGUUGUUGAGAAACACAAGUCAGUAAUGCGAUAUAUACUCACAUGCAAAACAAUAUAAAGUAUAUUUAUAAAGACAUGAGA